Molecule: messenger RNA, 1468 nt
Organism: Drosophila virilis
Lineage: Eukaryota; Metazoa; Arthropoda; Insecta; Diptera; Drosophilidae
Product: deubiquitinase DESI2
Biological process (GO): protein deubiquitination
Molecular function (GO): deubiquitinase activity
Source: RefSeq, a predicted model, not a curated record
AUUUAGUAAAAUGUCAACAGUUUGUGUUGUAUGUAUUUCAAAUCGUACGAAAUAAAACAAAUAAAUUCAAAAUUUGAACAAAAUACAAAGGGAAACGAGUUGGACACAGGCCACACGAGACGGCAACAAUAACGGGAACAGCAACAGCUACAAGAGCAGGAGCAGAAGCUGGCGUUGCCAGAGGAGGGCAACAGUAGAAACUGGAGUUGCCAGAGGAGAUCAACAGCAACAGCAACAGCAGGAGCUGGCGUUGCCAGAAGAGAACACUAGCACGAGCAGGAACUGGCGUUGCCAGAGACGAGCAACAGCAGGAGCUGCAGCUGGCGUUGCCAGAGAGAGUCAACUGUGGAUGUGUGCGUGCGUGUGUGCGCAUAUGGAGUGCGCGCGUCUAAGGAUCUAAAGUUUGGCAAUAGCUCAGCUUGCCCCACACCCUUAUACCCCACCCCACCACCGCCUGGCACGAUCAACCACUGCAAGCAAUUGCCCUGCUCUGCACACAAUUGCACUUCCAUUUAGAAGGAACAUGAGCAUGUUCUUCAAUCGAAUGCCGCUGCUGAACUGCUUCAGCGGCCCAACCGAGAGCUGCGAAGAGCUGCUGCCAUUGAGCGCCGGCAGCAGCAAGGAGCCGGUCAUCAUCAACGUCUACGAUCUGUUCAGCAUUAAUGAGUAUGUGGUGCCGCUUGGGCUGGGCAUCUUUCACACGGGCGUCCAGGUCUAUGGCACGGAGUAUACAUAUGGCGGACAUAGCUUGUCCAACACGGGCAUCUUUGAGAUGCCGCCGCGCAGCGCCGAACAGGAGCUGGGCGAGCAUUUCCAUUAUCGGCAGAGCAUACAGCUCGGCCAUACGCAUUUCACGCGCGACGAAGUGCAUCGCAUUGUCGAGCAACUGGGCUGGCAAUUUACGGGCAAUAGCUAUCAUCUGACCAACAAUAAUUGCAAUCAUUUCACGGACUCGAUGGCGCGCAUCUUAUGCGGCCGCCAGAUACCCGGCUGGAUCAAUCGGCUGGCCUAUUUCGUUGGCUGUGUGCCCUUCCUGGAGCGCUGUUUGCCGCCCGAGUGGCUUACGCCCAUGUAGCUUAGUGGGCGUGACCCUUGUACGCAUAUCAAUUGUGGGCGGAGACACGGGCACAGGAUGAUACAAAGACAGAGACAGAGACAGAGACAUAAGCCAGCCCAGCCCGCCCGACGAUUAUUAUUAUUAUUUUUGUUGGUUCGGCGAGGGUUGGGUUCGGCUGGACUGGACUGGGCUGGGCUGAGCUGGGUUGGGUUGGUGGGCAGCGCAUCCAGGCGGUGUUUAACGCGUUUUUGUGCGUUGUGUUAACGAGUAUAUCGAUUGCCCCCAUUGGCCAGGCACGUGUGCAUUUACAUAGUUAUUGAAAUACACUUGACAACAUAUACGAUAAAUUCAAUACCACCUAUAUUGAUAGUCUAAAUCUAAUAAAUAGUACUCACGUAAAUUUAACUCAAA